AUGCCCCAAGUCGUGGGUCAGCUCCCACCUGCGGGGAAGCCCCCAGCAGCGGGUAAGCGACCACGUGGGAGGAAGGCCCCAGCUGUGGGCAAGCGGCCACGUGGGGGGAAGCCCCCAACCGUGGGUCAGCUCCCACCUCAGGGGGUGCCUCCCAUUGUGGUUCAGCUCACUCCUGAGGGGCUGUUCACUGUUUUGGGACAUCUCCAACCUGGGGGGCAGCAGUUACCCCUGCUCUUGCUCCUACCCGGGGGCAUGAAGCCGGGUAUGCCUCCCCCCAAUGCCCCUGCCCACUGCUGGGAUCAUCCCCCGGUGGCAGGGACCAUGCAGCCCCAGCAGCCGAUGGGGCAGCAGCCCGGGGCCGCGUUGCGUGGGCAGCCCCCGCAGCCCGCAGGCAGCUGCCCGCUGCAGGCUGCCAGCCAGCCCGGCCCCUCCACUGUCCUCCAAGGACCUCCGGUGCAGCAGCGGGUGCGCCUCGUGCCCGGCACCCUGCCCACCAUCUUAGAGCAGCCCGAGGAGCCGGAGGACCAGGGGCCGCCAGCACCCAUUGGCGUGUGCCCCCAUCCCAACGCGGCUCCGCUCAGCUGCAGCAUCGCAGCGCUGGAAUCAGCUGCAGCGACAACCAGCUCCGACAUCCCGGAGGACAUCACCGACAUCGGUGACCUCCUGGCUUGGAUGAACAGCGAUUUUCUUCCUCUUCCAGAAGUGGCACCCAAAGAGGUCCCGGACAACAUCCCGGGCAUGGAUGAGGACGCGGCCGAGUGCCCAGCCCCUGCCUGCACCCCCAGCGGGCACCAGCAGAGCGCUGGCAGCAUCCGAGCCACCAAGAGGAAGCUGCCGCAGAGCCAGGAUGCUCCAGAACAAAAGCGCUCGCGCUAG
Molecule: messenger RNA, 876 nt
Organism: Lagopus muta (rock ptarmigan)
Lineage: Eukaryota; Metazoa; Chordata; Aves; Galliformes; Phasianidae
Product: proline-rich protein 2-like
Exons: 3
Coding region: 1-876 (291 amino acids)
Source: RefSeq, a predicted model, not a curated record